CAACAUCAGAAAUAUAUAUAAAUAGCGCAGUGUUACUGUUGGCAUUUUUACUUUUCAAUCGAGUACUUUGCUCCAUCAUGAAGGUCGUAAUUUUUUUACUCCUGAUUGGCGUCAUCAAAAUAGAAGCCCAACCUACUGGAGCAUGCCACUUCGAUUAUUCACCCUAUUGUGGGUUUGCUGAAGGUUGCGUAGUUAAUGCAGGAAACAAAUGCUUUUUGGAGGGCCAAGAAAAAAUAAGGGUUAAGGCAAAUAAGCCACCAUUUAUAAAAAUGGAACCCGGAAGAUGUCCAGAGGAUAUCCCACUCUGUGAAUACAUAAUAUUCGGACAUUCUUUUCGUGCACGUUACGUUUUUGCAUUUUGUCUGUUCCACACCACAAUGGGAACUUUGACCACUUUUUCUGGACAAAAUCCAUAUUUCAAAAGUAGCUAAAAUAACAUACAUUUU
Messenger RNA from Drosophila obscura, 446 nucleotides. RefSeq names its product accessory gland protein Acp63F-like. The coding region runs from base 78 to 431 and encodes 117 amino acids. The transcript is spliced from 4 exons. The record is from RefSeq and is a predicted model, not a curated record. NCBI's taxonomy places the organism in Eukaryota, Metazoa, Arthropoda, Insecta, Diptera, Drosophilidae.